AUGACGCAUAAUCAUGUACACUUCAAAAACGUCGAGGAAAAGAAGAGCAGCAGCGAAAUUGUAGUGAACAAAGAGAAUGAUAACACGUUCAACGUGCAGAUGGGAAUUCUUAUGGCUGAACAUGAGUACACUGUCUCGUUUAAGAUCCCGAUUGCGACGAGCUUCAAUCUCGACAAAAUUGAGAAAGGAGAGAUCCAGAUCUCGAACGUCUCGCUCACCGCAGAUGAUCAUUUGGGAACUCCAUUCUUGCGCGAUGGUCUUCAUUUGGUUCGCCGCAUCACCGCUGAAUAA
Molecule: messenger RNA, 291 nt
Organism: Caenorhabditis bovis
Lineage: Eukaryota; Metazoa; Nematoda; Chromadorea; Rhabditida; Rhabditidae
Source: the annotation of a GenBank genome assembly